AUGGCAGGAAAUUCUGACGAUUAUUUGGACAUAGAUCACCGUAGUACUGGGUCGCAAAAAUUAUUCAUAGACUUCUAUGGUAUUAAUUCAAUGGAAGUUGAUGAAUACAAAUAUUCUCAUUAUUUUACUUUAUGCAACAGUAAAUGGUGUAUGUACCUUGAAAGAAAAUUUGAUGAAGAUAAGGAUGAUGAUUACAUGAGCAUUUUUCUUCAGAAAGUUGACGAUGAACGUGAAAACCAAUAUUCUUUCCAUGUUCAAAUGACCGUUACUCUUCUCUCUUAUGGCAAUCAAAAUAUUUCUCGUACUUUAACUCCAGCUAAUUCAAAAUCCCGAUAUGUGUUCGGAAAACGUAGUGGUGAAAGUAUGAAUUGGGGUUUUCGAAGUUUUAUUUUAUGGGAUCACCUUCUCCUUCCACGAUUUAUUGCUCACAAUGAGGAUAAUAUCCAGUUUGAAUUAGAUAUGACCAUUAUCAAAAUUUAUGCCCAUGGAAUUGAUUGUGGAUGUGAAGCAUGCUAA
This is a messenger RNA of Ceutorhynchus assimilis (cabbage seed weevil), 516 nucleotides long. The record is from the annotation of a GenBank genome assembly. Lineage: Eukaryota; Metazoa; Arthropoda; Insecta; Coleoptera; Curculionidae.